CUGGAAAUUCCCCCUUCCUGCCAUUUAAAUACUCCGAGUAGCAGCUGCGCUCAGCGACGCGACAGACAGAAAACCGGGUUAGGAGCGAAGCUAUGUAGCGUUCGGCGCCAAGAACCAGAUAAUAAAGAAGGUGAGGGGUGUCGCGUGGAGUCUUAAAUGGGAAAUCUGCUCGGCGGCUGGCGCUUCAAAGAGCCGAACACCGUUGAGGAAUGCGACUCGACGUGGGGGUCGGACUCGGAGGGCGACGAGCUGGCGGCUGAGGACGACAGCGGCAUCUCGGACUCCGUCAGCCCGGCGGAGAGCGAGCGGGCCGUCGGAGACGCGUCCCCGCAGCUGACUGAUUCCCCAGAGUCCACUCCAAAGAUGAAGAGAAGUUUUUAUGCUGCCAGAGACCUCUACAAAUACCGUCACAGCUACCCGAACUUCAAAAGAUCGCGUCAACCCAACGAGUACCGUAACCUGCGCUUCUACUUGAACAAGAUCCCUCUAAUACCAGAUGGUAUCUAUAUAGAGGAGAUUCUGACAAAGUGGAGAGGCGACUAUGACAAACUGGAGCACAAUCACACCUACAUUCAGUGGCUUUUCCCAUUAAGAGAACAAGGGCUCAACUUCUACGCACAUGAACUGACUCAGGAUGAGAUCAAAGAAUUCCAAAGCACUCGGGAAGCUAAGCGGAGAUUCCUGGCGGCCUAUUCCCUCAUGUUGGACUUCUACGGUAUCAGACUUCUGGAUAAAAGCGGGAAUGUUGCCCGUGCUUCCAACUGGCAGGACCGUUUCCAGCACCUUAAUGAGUCCCAGCACAACUACCUGCGGAUCACUCGCAUCCUGAAGUCCCUGGGCGAGCUUGGCUACGAGGCCUUCAAGGCCCCGCUGGUCCGGCUCUUCCUGGAGGAGUCGUUGUGCCACAACACCCUCCCAAACAUGCAGCACAGCAUCCUGGAGUACUACGUCUACACCAUCCGCCUGCCGGCCACCCGCCGGCACCUGCUCCGCUUCGCCCGCCAGCACUACAGGCCCCCGCAUGCCUUCCUCUGGGGCCCGCCGCCGAAAAGGCGAGGUGGAAGCGCCGGCAGCGUUGGCGCUGGAAGCAGCGGGAUCCGAGCCCCCGCCCCGACACCAGAGCAGCACAGGCGAGUGGAGGACGGCAUCGCUUUCGCCUGUCACCAGGAUGCUGUAAUGUGCCAAGACCUGGCAGUAGGAAGGAUCUACGCAGGCAUUGGGACUAACAUGACGGGGUUGGAUGCUGUGUCGAUUUUGGCGGGCGCUCGAGAAGAGAGAAAUGAGUAUGACGAGACUUUUCCUUUGUAGAAAACAGGAUUUGAUUGUGAAAGCAAAAAAAAAAACGUUUUACAAAUUCACCAAGGCAAUUUGAAGGAGAAAUGUAUUUAUUUGUUGGAAUUUGAGUCAUUAGAAUCAAGUCAUCUUAAGGGCUUAACAUACUACUACUCCUGAUAGUAUUACAAGAAUUCUUUGAAGAUUCAUUCAUAUUCAGUUUAGUGUUAUUAUUAAUUCAAUUUGAACGAAUGGAAGGAAAGUACGAGCCAAGCCUGUCGAUCUUGCCUUGGGAUUAAAUCUCAAAACCAUCUGAAGCAGUAAAACCACACUUGCGUUGUGGAAAGAGCAGCGAACACAUCCAAGCAGUUUAAGAGAAGUUCGCCUUAAUUAACGUUGUGCUUUACACCUACUGUAAAUGUCAAGCGUGGAUGGUAUCAGUCCAGCUUACGUAUCAGACAUUGUAGUUGCAGCCUCCACUGACCUUCUUUUGUACAGGCACUAUUAUGUGAGUUUUUUACCAGUUUGUUUUAAUAUUUCAUAACAUGACAAGUGGGGCAGACAGAAGAUGAAAAGCGCCGUGGAAGAGUAGAUUUUCAUAGCAAUACCCUGAAUCUAUGUUUGAAACCUCGUUUGGUAGUCUACCAGCAUGGCAACUCAAUAUUUAAUCUGGAAAAAAGCAAAAAAACAUUUGUUGGUGAGGUAAUUUCUAUGAGAAAUAGUAAAGAAUGGGAGCCUUUAUGGUGACAUUGUGUAAAUUGCGACUGACUUUGUCCAGGGUGAGAAGGAUCAAAAGUGUAUGAUGCCGGAUUUAAUAUGCCAAAGAUGAUGAAACUGCUGGUUAGAGGAAUUGAAUGCGUCCAGCAUUAGCGCUGUGCUGGGUCUGCAAGGACACAGCCUCCAACUGUAUGUUAUGAACGCCAGCAUCACUUGUUUGUUCACACAUUUGUCAUAAUUAGUAUUGAAUUGAAUUUUCCACCUUGACCCUAUUUUAUACACAUCAUAACAUCUGGUCCUGAAUGCAGCAAAUCUCCGCAGGCUAAAUAGUAUAAAUAAUAUCAUAAUAAAGUUCCCUCCCAGAACAGACCUUUUCAAAUACUUCUGAAUUCUUACUGUAUGUAGACUGAAUAGUAAUAAUGUUUUUUCUACCCACAAUAAAAUGGCAUUUGAAACUUUACAUUACGAUGUGACAGGCCUGGUUUAGUCCUGUGGCAACUAUAAAGCAAUGUGACAGCAGGGAACAAUACUGUGCUAAACCUACUGCCUCCACUCUGUCUGCUCCAGGCUGCAACGUGUCACGUUAAAACCUCCCAACUGUCCUGACCACGGUCACUGGACGUGAAGCGCGAAUGCAGGAGAUGGGUGCUGUGAUUCCCUUUUGUGACAAUCUAUGUCUUCCUUUCAAAUGCACUGUAGGUUUCUCUAAAUCAUUAAUACGCAAUAUUGAUAAUUUACAGAUAGCCUCUUCUCAUACUUUCUAGAUUAGCAAUGAGUUCAAGGGAGAGCAGAUUUUUCUGCUCAUCUGUGACACCAUCGUCUCAAGUUUAUGAAAACAUCGGCUGGAAAUGAAGCAGUUUGUUUGAGUUUCUGAUCUGAUUUCAAACACAGGUAGCAGAGUUCCUGGUUGCAAUACGUAGAUUCACGCAAUAUGAAAAGCAAUGUGACUUGAGAGACAGUAAUGCACACAAUGGAGACUUGGACACUGCUUCCUGACUCUUCAGCUGUUCUUCCUGUAGGAUAAGACCUUGAGGUCCUUACGAUGCUUGCCAGCCAAGUAUAUCUAAUGUAAUUGUAAAAAUAAAUUUUCAGGUGAAUUGUAUGAUUUAACGUAUGUUCAUAAAUCGUAAUUUUUAAUAUAAUGUAUAUAAACAGUGUGUGACUGUGUAUGUCAUUCUUAAGUGCCUCUUUUUGUAUUUUUCUGUUCAUUGUGUCUAUACAUCGUGUUUUUGUACAGCAUUUUUAUAUAUAUGUACAUUCUAGUCAGUUACAGUAUUAUUGGACAGCAACAACAUAAACAAAUUCCAUAACAGUUAGUACAGAGGAAAUGUAACGCAUAUACUUACAGUAUACUUGAAUCUUGUUGUUUGUACUUGGUUAUUUAUUCAUAGAUGAAUAUUCUGUACACUAUGCCUGCUGAACACAACAGUGUUUUCUCAGUGUUUUUCAGUAAAGAUCCACCACAAGAGCAGGACGUUUGUCCUAAAAUGUGAAAUUCGUCACACUCAAUGCAAAUAAAAUUCAAGUUGAAAAAAGGA
Betta splendens (Siamese fighting fish) is the source of this 3527-nucleotide messenger RNA. RefSeq names its product opioid growth factor receptor-like 1 (gene ogfrl1). The coding region runs from base 157 to 1308 and encodes 383 amino acids. Gene Ontology annotation, cellular component: membrane. The record is from RefSeq and is a predicted model, not a curated record. Gene Ontology annotation, molecular function: opioid growth factor receptor activity. Lineage: Eukaryota; Metazoa; Chordata; Actinopteri; Anabantiformes; Osphronemidae. The transcript has 7 exons.